UGUUGUCAGAGAUAUUACCAGAAGCGAGACUGCCGAUUACAGAAACGAGCCCACCGUUUUAUGACAGAACAGGGUUGCCCAGGUUUACUUUGUCCGCCCCAAAUCUGUUGUUUUUCUGGGUGGUGCAGGGCGGGUGGUGCGAGCGGAAUAGGAGGUGACUUUCCAACCAGUUAGUUGUCUCGUUCUAGCGCGGGGGAAAUAAGCAGCCAAUCACUUCGAAUGGGAUGUCUCCUUCAUGUAAAAUCUCUGAUGUUAUGUGAGGAAAUCACCGCGGGGAACAUGGACGGCACUUUCUCCUGUAUCGACUUACAUUCUCCCGUUUGGUUGAAGAUUUGUGGAUUGAAGCUCGCAUUAUGGUUUAAUUUCACUUGAACUUUACAGAAUAUAUACGCGUACUUAGACCGGCCCUAGCAAAACACAACUGGUAAAGAAUUAGGAAGUGUUGCACUAUAUUCGACACGUUUUUGUACUAUUUUGUAGUUUUUGUAGUUUCUUGAAAAGAUGCUUCCAGCCCCUGCAGUCUUUCAUUUUCCUUGGGAAAUCCAAUCAGGUGUAGCCAAAGAGGGAGACUCGGUGAGAACAUUUGGAAGAUUGGUAGCCUACCAACCGGAAGAAUCAAAGGCAACCCUAUCUGCCCAGCAUGCAGCAACACAGCACCAAGUGGUUGUUCAGACAACAUUUGUUGAGCCCUUUGAUCCCAUCAUCGGAGCCCAGUACAUAGUUCUGGGAGAGAUUGAGAAUGUUGAAGGAGCCGGUGUUGUGGCGGUCCGUGCCCGUGUGCUGAACUGUGUGGAUGGAGUGAACCUAGCCCUACUUCAGAGAGCCAUCAAUGAACAGAGGACCUACUUCAGAGAGAGAUCAGUUAGCGAGGAUGACGUUGAUGCUCACCCGCUUGCUCCUCCCUGACCGGAACCCCAAUAAAAAAAAUAAACUGCUACAGUGCAACUGUAAAUUGUUCUGGAUUGGAUGGCAUAUAAAGGACCGUAAAAUGUUA
Molecule: messenger RNA, 994 nt
Organism: Esox lucius (northern pike)
Lineage: Eukaryota; Metazoa; Chordata; Actinopteri; Esociformes; Esocidae
Gene: ten1
Product: TEN1 subunit of CST complex
Exons: 3
Coding region: 502-906 (134 amino acids)
Biological process (GO): negative regulation of telomere maintenance via telomerase
Cellular component (GO): CST complex
Molecular function (GO): telomeric repeat DNA binding; single-stranded DNA binding; telomerase inhibitor activity
Source: RefSeq, a predicted model, not a curated record